CCCUAUUUUUUUUAUUUAAAAUUUUAAAUUUUAUUAUCUCCGGCGAAAUCAGAGAGCCAUGGCGACGGAGUCCAACUCGAGGAUCACGUGGGAGGGAUGCAGCGUCCUUCUCGACAUCAACGAUGGCGACCGCCUCUGUCUCGCCUGCCUCUCUCCCAACGCGUCCAUUAAGAUUGGGAACAAGAAGUGCUCUUUAAAUCCUUUGAUCGGGCGCCCUUUUGGCUCCUCGUUUCGCCUCGAGACCGGAACCGACGGUGCUCCCCAUCUCGCCCUCUGCGUUCCUUCGUCGUCGUCCUCGUCCUCUGAUGCUACUCGGGAUCUAGAGAAAGAUGAUUGGCAAUCUAAGGAUGAGGCCAAGGAUAAUCGUGAGCUACUUGACAAUAAUACAGCACAAAGUCUUUCUCGAGAAGAUAUUGAUGCAAUGCGGUGCGAAGGUGCAACCGGAGAUGAAAUUGUGGAUGCUCUUAUAGCUAACAGCUCGACAUUUGGAAAGAAAACAGCAUUUUCACAAGAGAAAUACAAACUUAAGAAACAAAAAAAAUAUGCACCUAAGGUUCUUUUGAGGCGUCCUUUUGCUCGAAGUAUAUGUGAAGCAUAUUUCAAGAAGUAUCCAACUCGAAUUGGGUUUCUCCGAGUAGACACCCUGUCUCUUUUGCUUUCAAUGGGUAAUAUCGGUGCAUAUUCAGAUGUCCUUGUUGUGGAUAUGGUUGGUGGUAUGCUUGCCGGGGCUGUAGCAGAACGUCUUGGAGGUUCAGGUCAUGUGUGCAGUACCUAUUUUGGAACGAAGCCACCCUCCCUUGAUAUAGUGAGGAUAUUCAAUUUCAGUAAUGAAGUAUGCCGCAGGAUUCUUCAAGCACCAUUUUCUGUAUUUUCUCUAUCUCAAAACAAUGGCGCUGUUUCCUUUGAAAAGGACCCGAAUGUCCAGUCUUUAGAACUGCAUUAUAAUGCCUGUAAUGCGUCCUUACUGCCAUGCUCUUCUGAUGGAGUUGAUGACACACAUCAGAACACUUCUUCCUUAGUGCAAAAACCAGUACCUGCAGGAAGGCAGGCAUCAUCAGAAGACAUAAAAUCAUGGAAAGAGAAAGGCUUUACUAGCUUGAUAGUUGCUGCACCAGAAAUGGAUGUGGGGAGUAUAAUUGAAGAUUUGCUACCACUUUUAUCAUAUUCCGCACCUUUUGCAAUUUAUCAUCAGUACCUUCAGCCCCUUGCAACAUGUAUGCACAAGCUACAGACUUCAAAAAUGGCUAUAAACUUGCAAAUUUCUGAGCCAUGGCUUCGGGAAUACCAGGUUCUUCCAUCGCGCACUCAUCCACAUAUGCAAAUGAGUGGAUUUGGUGGUUACAUUUUAAGUGGAACUAAGAUCUCUGGCACCGAUUCUUGCAAUGGAAACUGACACAAGUCAAAUGCUUCAUCAUUGGCUUUCCUUUCUGUAAUUUUUUUUAUUUUAUAUAUAAGAUUAUACUUAUGGAUUUAAUCGUGCAUCAUCACCAGUCAUCUACUAAUCAGCUCUAGGGGCCUCUCCUUCAAUCAUAACCUAUCAUACUCAUCACGGAUAAAUGUAUCCCAUUUUGUAUUAGUUAUUUAUACAGGUAACUUGUAGCUUGGUCCUGAAGAGUAAAUGUAUCUUUUUCUAUAACCAUGUAUUGUGGAUUAAUCAUUUUAAGUGCUGUAAGGUUUUGUUAUUGCAAUUCGUAUUUAUGUAAUCAACAUAUUUUGUAGAUUACGAGCCCAAAAUUGGUAUGUUUUAUUC
Asparagus officinalis (garden asparagus) is the source of this 1750-nucleotide messenger RNA. Its product is annotated as tRNA (adenine(58)-N(1))-methyltransferase non-catalytic subunit trm6. Gene Ontology annotation, cellular component: nucleus; tRNA (m1A) methyltransferase complex. Gene Ontology annotation, biological process: tRNA methylation. NCBI's taxonomy places the organism in Eukaryota, Viridiplantae, Streptophyta, Magnoliopsida, Asparagales, Asparagaceae. The record is from RefSeq and is a predicted model, not a curated record. The transcript is spliced from 12 exons. The coding region runs from base 59 to 1393 and encodes 444 amino acids.